GAAGUCGGGAGGAAGUCACCAUGCAGGAUUUCACUUGUGUGUGUUUAAUUUGACCCAGCAGGAGAAUUUAGCGUACUUAGCUGAGUCAGGUGUCGAUUCGCGGUUUCGGCUGAUCUGCAUUUUGCCCUCAAUUCAGGCUUGGUAGAGUUAAAGAGGCUAGCGGCACCGCCAGCAACAGCAGCUGUUACAGACUCGCAUCACAGCCAGAAACCGAAGAGGGGACACUCAGGAUUGGGGGCGGUGAGUGUCCUCAACGUUGUUAGCAAGCACCAGAGCUAGCUAAAUGCAGCUUGGACCAACAGAAUCCUUUUGCUGGUGAAGCUGCAACGAGGCCUGGCUAAUUCCUCAGACCAGGUAGUGUUCAGAAGUUAAAGCCAAGUUAGCCUUCACAGAAAUGAGACACUGAAACACAUACCCGACACCUAAAACCAUUACCUGACCCGUGUGACCGCACUUGAUGAUUAUACGGGCUCAGAUGGAGGAAAUCAGCUGAUGUUUAACCUGUUAUGGCUUCUGUCAAACACUCCCCUUUCUGAAGGACACAACCAUGAGUUCUCGCAAGGUGGAGGAGCUACCAAGUGACAGCAAGGAUUCACCUCCUGCUGCCAGUCAGCCUUCGCGAACUGAGCCUGACGGUGUCACAGAAGAGCUCCCGUCAGAUCCAAUCCACGAAACUGCAAAGUCUCAAAAAGCGGGAAAAUUCAAGAGGACUGCCUUGACAUUUUUCAGUGUUCGUAAAAGUAUAUGUAUUCUACCGAGUUUCUUUGGAGGGAGGAACAAAAAUCAGAACAAGUGGUCCUCUAAGAAAGGAAUCGGCAAAAGCAGAACACACGAUGGGCUUUGUAAGGUCAGCGAUGACAACGCUCUCAGGAGUGGGUAUGUCUCUUCUGGAGACUUUGAGUACCACAGCCACAGGGAUGCAGCUGGAGAUCUCCACAGUGGCUGUCAAGGGGAAUGUAAUCACCCAACCCCUGACCAGAAGUCACUGACCCUUGGUCGACAGAGAAAAAGCUUAAGGAGUCUUUUUCAGAGUUUUAGGCAUCACAGAAGCCAGAGAAAUAAUGAUACAAGUGAAGCUAAUGCUGUGUCUUCUCCUCAAUGCCAGAAAGAGGUGCCUGUUGUCCAACGCAACACAAACCGCAGUGCCACAGAGUUCCUAGAAUGUGAUCACGACGUGCCUGAGUUUGUAGAGGAUCUGUGUGACAUUUCCAUCGGUCUUGAAUGUAGUCGUGCGGAUGCAAAAGCAAAGGAGAGCAGCAUGGAGAAAGAAUGCCCAAAGUCUGAGCCUCAACUGUCUGAUGACAAACACAAGGACGCUAACUUAAAGGCAGGACCCUCUGGUGGUUACGACAACAGUUGCAGACGUUCCAGCGAACCUUGUCUGAAACUUCAGAUGGCGUCCGAAACCCCUGUCGGUUCGUCGGAUCAGCUGAACCAAAUUUUUGGAGAGGUUUCAUCGCUAAAGAGCUUUGAUUCCCUCACAGGUUGUGGGGACAUCAUCGCAGAUCAAGAGGAUGACAGCAUCACGGAGAGCACAGUGUCUGGAGAGAGAAGCAGAAAUGGAGGGAAGAGGGCCUCUUGUUAUCUCACCUACCAGGGUGGUGGCGAAGAGAUGGCCUCGCCAGAAGAUCUUGACGGAACGUGUCUUCAGGAUUUCUGGGGAAGCAACACAUCAGAGGUUGUCUACUACAGCUGUGAUCUGGACCAGACAGAGAUGACUGCUGAGUUGACAAGUUUGCACAAUGCAGAUGCACUGAACAGCAGCAGCAGCACGCAGCAGGCUGGAGCGAUGGACACCUCAUCCAUAGCUGAUGUUCUAACCCCUCAAAGUGAGCAUCAGGAGUCAGGUCCUAAUAGUGAUGAGGGAUAUUAUGAUUCCACCACGCCAGGGCCGGACGAAGGGCAAGAAAAAAGGUCCGGCAGAUUACCCAGGGAUAGUUACAGUGGGGAUGCCCUUUAUGAACUUUUUGCACCCGAUGAGAGUCUCAUCAGCCCUCAUUAUGAAAACAAAUCCCAACUUCCCAAUUCAAAACACGGUGACUACUUAACGGAGUCAGUCAACUCAACAGAUCCUGCCUUUGUCCCAAAAAUGAGUCACUUACAGAGAAGUGCUGAUCUGUACAAAGAUGAUUUUCUUGAGAUGCCAAACUCAUUCAGUAAAAAUCAGGAUAUCAGAGCAAACGAAAUCUGUAAUUUGAAUUUAAAACCGCAAACAUUAGUCAACACCAACAAUCUCAAAGCCAAGAUUUUUGAUGAAAAAGAGAGUAUGCUUGCUUCUGCCGACACAAGAACAAAACCCAUAAAUGCAGAAGGUGAGAAAAGAUGCAGUGGUUUAUCGUUUGGAAGCUCGUCGGACCCAGACUUUGAGACCUUCUGUGAACCCAAAGAAGAGCAUAUUGAAGAAAACAAGCCUGUAGCGUUACCAUACAAAAAUAUCAAUUCUCAGUCUGAAGAAUGCAACAGCUACAUAGAGGAUGGGCAGACUGUGUGUUUCUCACAAGCACUUGUGGAUUACACAAAACACACUCAGUUGCUCUGCAAGCUGGGAGGUGAGGUGGACGACUUGGAAAGGAGCUCCGCCUUCACUCCAAACAUGGAGGCCUUACCAACAAUUGUCACAUUUGAUGUUGUAGACCUUCGCAACGAGGGGGAAUACGACGAGCAGAUCCACAUGGAGCUGGAGGAGGACGUUUCAUCGCCUUAUCAGGAGUUUGAAGAAAGCUACCUACAAAAAGACGCAUUUGCUGAAUGCGACUAUCAGAUGUUGGACCUGUAUGAACAGAAUCUGAUCAGCAACACAUGGGCUGUUGCUAGUCUACCGCGGCAUUUGGGUCUAACGAGCCAGUCCACAUCGAACCCACUGUCCCUGGACAGGAGGAGCAGGUCUCUGGAUACGGAUAGCCUUGAGUUGCCUGAAACGUAUAGAGAGAACAGACCUGCUGUGUUCUCAGAGCAGGACUCUGAGAGAAACUGUUCACCAUAUUAUAGAAAGAAAAUAGUCCUGUCUGCCUCAGAGGUCAGAGACUGUAACAAUGUUACAAGCCUUUCAUGGCAGAAGAAAUCAGAAAUAACUGUGGCAGAUGAAAUUGCUGAAAAUGUCCAGAGUCUCAGUCAAGCCAACAAGCAACCGCAGUAUUUUUGCUCUGUGUCAGACGGCCUAAGUUGCGAUUUAGUUUCACAGAAUCCAGAACUCUACAGUAGGCAGUGUCAUCUUCCUUUGCGAUCAGACUGCUGUCUCUCUCAUAGCACCUUUGGGAUGAAAGAGGAGGAAUCUGAUGAUGUUUUCUGCCAGAGUCCUGCUAAUUUACACUCUCACAGUCAGGGCAGUAAAGGCAGAGCCCUAACAGGUAGGGAGGUUCCAUCCAAUGCUAGAAGUCCCCUCAGCUCUCCCUCAGUUAAGGAAAAACCUGUUAUCUUUAGUGAAGCAAAGGGGGAUGGGGCGACCCCUGUGACCUGCAAUAAUCACUCUGAGGCCACCUGUAAUUGAGUGUGAAUCACAUAUAAAUGUGCCAUAGAGUGUUUUAACAGGGUGCUGGUCAUUUCAGCCCUUCGCCAAAUCAUAUCUUUGCGGUUUUGGAGGUCUGGAACUUAUUUAGAUACAAAAUUGAGCUGUUUGCUCUGGAAUGUUUUGGACAAACAGUCAUACCAAUCAGGGGAGACCUUGUCUCUACUAUCAAUAGUAAUGUAAAGUCAGUUUCUGUGGUUCAUAUGACUCCAAAAAAUAAUACGUACCAGCAGGGUUAAUUUGGUUUAAUUGGGGGCGUAGGGGACAGCGCGGCCCACGAUUGGAGGCCUUGAGUCCUCGAUGCAGCCGUCGCGGGUUCGAUUCCCAGACCCGACCGACAUUUGCCGCGUGUCUUCCUCCCUCUCCUUCCCCCUUUCCUGUCAGCCUACUGUCAUAUAAGGGACACUAGAGCCCACAAAAAGACCCCCCCCUGGUGGGGGGGGGGGGGGGAAUAAAAAAUUUGGUUUAAUUGGAGAAUUCUAAUAAGUCAAGUAGUAGUUCCUUAUUAAGUCUGUUUUGUGUUGUUUUCCUUUAUUUUCUUUACUUUUUCCUAUUUUUCAUGACUUCCAUAUUUUAUAGCCGUUAUUGUUGUAAAAUGUACAAACAGUCUAAAACAAAAGUAACCCAAAGCAAAUUUUUAAAUUCAAUUUAACAAAACAAUGUGAUUAGUAGGCUCUUUUUUUAAAAAAACAACAAAUAUUUCUGUUUAAGGCAAGUGUUCCUGCUUAUUAAUCGAGUACAGAAAUGUCCCUUAUUUCUAUACUUUUCUUAUGUGCCCUAGUUUAAUACUGGGUAAGUGUUACAAAAUUACUCUUGCAAUUAUAUUUUGAGUUUCUGCAAGAAAAACACCUUAUUUAGAGAGCUGUCAUAAUGUUCUAACCACACUUUCCCUGAACACUUUAUCACUUAUCUUUUUUGGCAGUCUGCUCAAAUAUUUCUGUAGCGUUUUCUGUAAAACCUGCAUCCUGUUUCUGCUGACUAUCUUUGCAUAUGGACAUGGUUCACUCAUAAUUUGUUUACUGGUCAAAACAGAGAUCAGAACCAAAGGUAAUAGAAAUAAAGUAUGAUAGAAAGUAAAAAGCAAAAUAGGACAAUAAGGCUAUGGGACAAACUGGCAGCUUAUUGAUAUGAUGUGGCGAAGGGGCAAACUGACUCAGACUGGCUUGUAUGUUUAUCCAAAGUAGCAUUUGUAUCUCAUUUUUACUUGUACAGCUGAUUGUUUUGAACAGUUUGACUCACUGUGAUGGACAGGAGGUGAAAUAAAUUUUUAAAGCAAUCCAGACAUGUGCAAUAAGAAAGAUAACGACCUGCUGCAUUAAAUAAAAUGCUCUGAAGUCCAAGUACAUAAAAAAAAUCAUUGCUCCUUGUAUGUUUGCACACGACUUUCUUAGAUGCUGGCUGAAAGGUUUUGAGGAGGUGGUUGUGUAAUUUUCAGUGAAAACGUCAACACUGUCAUUUCAUUAAGCUACUGAAUUUAACUGGAAUGUUGUAGACAUUCAGGUCUCAACACUAAAUCUCACACUCUGUUCUGUAUUAUUGCUACUCGUUGGCCUGGGUUUUAUUGUGGUGCAGCUUCGUUUUUUCCACUGCUGCCUUUCAGCAAUGAAUGCUUUUGCUUUAAAUGCCUGAUCAUGUUCAUGUUUACAGUCACUCUUUGCAGUAGUGAGGUCUGUUUUGAGCUCUAUAGAUUUAUCCUCAGAUCAGAUUAGUUAUAGGAAAAAAAAACCCCAGCAAUGGAUCAGUUCAGAAAGAGAAAUAUCAAAUGCCUUGAAUUUAUUUUUCUUAAACAGAGACACAUUUUGUCAGAUUUAAAAUACAUUGAGUCAAACUUAAAAAAAGAAAAGAAAAGUGCCUGUUGGCUAAUUUAUCUCCCAUAAAUAAGUGUAGGGAAUAUACAGAUGGUGCUAGUAAACGAUGGUGAUAGGGUUUUAACUUUAGCUGUCACAUUUCAUUUACAUCUAGUAAGCUUUGCAAGGCAAAACAACUGUAUUUGUUUAGCUCAUUUCUCAUGCAAAUGGAGAAAAGGCUAAAUAUUGUUCCUCUAAGAGAUACUAAAGAGCCUCCCCAGAAGCGGUUAAAUAAAAAUAAAGUUGAAAACAUGUUUACUGUGCUUGCUACAGGCCUGAAAAUGGGAUAAACCAUCAUUUUAUUCUUUUUUUCUUCCUGCUACCUUUUGUUUGGAUAAACUUCAUGAUGCUAGCUAAAAUCGUACACUCAGUCGUUGAAUUCAAGAGUACUGAAUUAAGUAGUGUUUUGUUUUAAUCUGAAAUCAUAUUUUUAAAGAAAGCUGGUUUCACCUUGUAUCAUUUUCUUGUGAAACAAUGUUUUUAACAGCAUUUUCAGAAACUGUAUUUGUAUUUAUAUUUUCAACUAUUUGUAGUUUGUAAUGUGGACAGAAUUGCUGUUACAAAUUGUCAAUACUGUAUUUUGAGUUAUCCAACUCUUUUUUUUAUUAUUAUUUUUAUCGAGUUGCAUUAUCUGUCUGAAAAUCUGUUACAGUUUGUCUGAAUAGAAUACUGCCUUAUAUAAGAAUAAACACAACAGUUUAGCUCUAUUUUUGUUUUUUCUUCUUUUUUUCAGCUCACCAACAAUCAGUUCACCAAGUCUGUGGUUGAAAGCGUCCCUUGACUGAGAACCAUUUCAACCACACACAUUCACACUGCCAGUUAAGAGAAGUUCAUAGUCUCAUGUUCAAACACCUAAGGGUUUGUGCAAAUAGAAAGCUACCUGAACUGCAAAUGGGGCUUUCUUUUAGGCAUAGCUCUGAAUGAGAUGCCCACAAGAUUA
Gambusia affinis (western mosquitofish) is the source of this 6292-nucleotide messenger RNA. Its product is annotated as APC membrane recruitment protein 1-like. The transcript is spliced from 2 exons. Gene Ontology annotation, cellular component: plasma membrane. Gene Ontology annotation, molecular function: phosphatidylinositol-4,5-bisphosphate binding; beta-catenin binding. Gene Ontology annotation, biological process: regulation of canonical Wnt signaling pathway. The record is from RefSeq and is a predicted model, not a curated record. NCBI's taxonomy places the organism in Eukaryota, Metazoa, Chordata, Actinopteri, Cyprinodontiformes, Poeciliidae. Bases 548 to 3487 code for a protein of 979 amino acids.